Molecule: messenger RNA, 942 nt
Organism: Talaromyces stipitatus ATCC 10500
Lineage: Eukaryota; Fungi; Ascomycota; Eurotiomycetes; Eurotiales; Trichocomaceae
Exons: 2
Coding region: 1-942 (313 amino acids)
Source: RefSeq, a predicted model, not a curated record
AUGCCAAUAACAAGCAUUCGCGCAGAAGCGCUCGCUGGCCCAGCCUGGGGCGGCGGAGGAGGAGGAGGCGAUGCAGGCGCAGAAGCAGGAGCAGCAAUAGACUGCACAGGUGGACCUCCUGCAACAGUAGUAGUCGUCGUCACUCCUGCCGACGUCGUUGAUGAAGUUGCGGGUGUUGUCGAAGAUGAUACAACCUGGGAUACUGAAGUAGUCGCCUCAACAACGCUAGUAGCUACAGAAGAAGUAGUAGCAGGACCACCAAUAUUCCUGCGUGUUGUUGUUGUUGUUGUUGUUGUUGGUGUCCGUGGGGUCGUGCGUGAUGUCGUCUGUGAAGCAGGGCCGAAAGCGAGGACGCUCGGGCUGCUGCUAGGAACGACAGAACUUGGGAUUGCAGUUGAGAUAGAUGGCUCGCCAACCCUUGUCGAUGUCGACUCCGAGGUUACCGGUUCGGAGGGAAGGAUACUUCCAACACCGAAAAGACGGCUUGAAGAAGUUGGUGAUGAGCGUGGAAUGCUGGUUGAUGGCGAAGAAGCUGGUAUCGAAGGUCUGAAUACUGAAGAUGUGCGAGACACCACUGGAGGGGAUGACGGGAUGGAAGAAGCUGGACGAGUGGUUGUCACUGACGGAGGGGGGGAAGCUGGUGGAGAAGAAGGAGGAGGAGGAGGUGGUGGUGGUGAUGGCGGAGGAGGCACGGAUGUAGAUGUAACUCUAGAAGAUGAAGGUAUAGUAACAGUGACAGUAUUCGGUGAUGGCGGAGGACAGAACGUCUCAGUGACCGUCACAGUAGACACACAAACCGGAGAAGAUGAAGGCGUAGACGGACGAGGAGGUGUCACCACUGAUGAUGACGAUGGUCGCGGUACAGAUGGUGCCGGUGGAACGCUAGACGACGGUCUUGGAGGCGUAGUCGAAACUCUGGGUACAGACGAGCUAGACGUCUGA